AUGUCUGGCGAUAAGCAGCAGCUACUGGCGAUGGGCUUCGAGGAAGCCAGGAUAGACUGGGCAUUGAAGGCGACCAAGCGGUCUGGUCUGCAGCCCGCGAUGGAUCACCUCCUCAACAACUCUGACAACCCCGUCCCUUCCGACUCAGCCCAGCCCGAGGACGUUGAUUCGGCUGAUGAAGAUUCCGAGGAGCUCAAGAUCCACGUCAAGAAGACUGGUGCUUCUGAGGAGCCUACCGCAAAUUCCAUCAAGUGCUCCGAAUGCGGCAAAAUCUUCAAAUCGUCAGCUACUGCUAGCUUUCACGCUGAACGGAGCGGGCACCAGGAGUUCGAAGAGUCGACCGAGGAGAUCAAGCCUUUGACCGAGGAGGAGAAGAAGGCCAAGUUGGCCGAUAUGCGUCAAAAGCUGGCCGAGAAGCGGGCGUUACAGUCCAAGAUCGACGCAAAGGAGACCAGGGCAAAUGAUGUACUCCGCCGUAAAGCGGGCCAAGAUCAGGACAAGAUCAAGGAGGACAUGAUGAUCAAGGAGAUGCACAAGGAGGUGGACCGGAAGAAGCGCGAGAAGAUUGAGGAUCAGAAGGCUAGGGCGGCGAUCAAGGCGCAGAUCGAGGCGGACAAACGCGAACGAGCUGCCAAGGUCGCAAGGGAAAAGGCUAUCCGGGAUGGCGAGGCUACACCGGCUGCCGCGUCUGCACCCGCCGCUGCUGCAGCCAAGCCAGUGACGAACUCGGCCGAGAACCCCCAGACCCGUUUACAGGUCCGACUGAGCUCAGGCGGAGCGCCGCUGACCAAGACCUUCCCUUCCGAAUCGACUCUGGUGGAUGUGGCCGAGUGGAUAGCGAGCGAGAAUUUGGCGUAUAAUGUCGAUACUGUGACCUUUGCUUCGACGUUCCCAAGGAAAACCUUCUCCCGAGACGAGAUGCGCAAAUCGCUCAAGGCGAACGGACUGACACCAAGCGCGGUCUUGAACGCCAGCUAG
Molecule: messenger RNA, 978 nt
Organism: Dioszegia hungarica
Lineage: Eukaryota; Fungi; Basidiomycota; Tremellomycetes; Tremellales; Bulleribasidiaceae
Product: ubiquitin-related domain-containing protein
Exons: 9
Coding region: 1-978 (325 amino acids)
Molecular function (GO): protein binding
Source: RefSeq, a predicted model, not a curated record